CGACGGACCACACAAUCUGCUGCCUCUCGCCUCUCCCUGACAUCCAUCGACCUUUUAAUGGAGCCUCUACUUUAACCUCUACCAGGUUGAUCCUUCUGGCUGUGUUUACCAGGACGACAGACAGUUCAUUUUGACGUGAGAUGUACCUUGGCAGCAGCCGCAUGUUGCGCCGCCCCUCCCGCGGGGCGGUGCAGCUCAGCUCCUCAUUCCAUGAAGUUAGCCCAACCUUAGCCGAUCCAGUUUCUGCCCAACAUCGGGGAGACCUCUUUGAUGGCCCAGCGUUGGCCAGGAGACGACCUGGCUAGCCCGCACCGCGCGCGGGCGGUUUCUCAGACCUUCGCCGUCACUUCAAGACAAGAGGAAGAGACAGUCGACUCGGAUACCCCAGCCCUCAUCGCCCUCUGUUCGAACCCCUAUCAAUCGCGCUGCCGGCUGCGAUGGACAACACUUCAACAAUAGCUGUCGCGGAGUACCACUAUACCUCGCUUCCACACGCCAAUUGCACUCGCUUCCUCGAGCUACUCCCAGCAACAGAUCCUUUGGACGAACUUCGAUGCAGGCUCAACGUUGUCGACUGUGACAGAGACUUGGUCUCCUACGAGGCUCUGUCCUACACUUGGGGAGACGGCGAGAUGACCCGUCAACUGUACAUCAGCAUCGGAGAAGGUUGGGGGGUCCUGCACGUCACGGAAAAUCUGUGGACUGCCCUUCACAGAUUCAGAAAGAAGUCCAAACCCCGAGUGAUCUGGGCCGACGCCGUUUGCAUCAAUCAAGGAGAUGUCGAAGAAAAGGACUCCCAGAUUCCAGGAAUGGUUGAUAUAUAUCGCAGCGCAAAAAGAGUCCUCGUCUGGCUCGGCAGUGACGGCGAGACGGAAAAGACGAUGGCCAGGGUCGGCGCACUAGGGAAUCUCAUUCUGCGGCGCGAAAGCAGAUUGUCUGCCGAGGACACAAGCGAGCUCGCAAGAUGCGCAUGCGCUCUCUUGAGCAUGCCGUGGUUCAGCCGGCGAUGGAUUAUCCAAGAGGUCGUCUUCAGCCCCGACGUCGUGCUGUUCGCAGGGACCGAGAGCACAGCGUUUCUCCGGCUGGUCGCCAUCAUCAAACUCCUAUAUACGUCCCAGGACCAAAUGCUUUCAAAAUCCGCCGAAUCCUUCCUCGCCAUGUACAAGCUAUGGAACGAGACAAUCUCCGGGGAGCUGUCGGGCGACUGCGGCUUGCUUCAACUGAUGCGUGUUUUUGAUCACUUUGGAUGCGCCGACCCUGUCGAUCGCAUCUUUACCAUCGCAUCCCUCGCCCAGGAUGUCCAGCUCAGGCUGUUGUCUACGACGGGUUCCCGGACCAGGAACCUUGAGAUUAUUGUCAGAGAAAACCUAUUCCACAGUCAAAUAUCGCCGGCACCCGGAAUGAAGCUCAGCUAUGCAGCACCUCCUGAGCCGGUUUUUACUCGCUUUGCCGAGUUUAUCGCCCACGCCGGCUCCUUCGUCUGGGUGCUCGGCCAAGCGCUGGCGAGAGCUGAUGGGGUGACUGGCACAUCUGGCCUGCCAUCCUGGGUCCCGGACUGGAGGAGCCCGCGCCGGCGACUGCCGCUCUGGAUUGAAAGUCAGUGGGACUUAUGGCCUUGUCCGCCUCAUGGUGGAAAAACGAGCACAACGAGACGAUCCGAUGGACUGCUUACCGGAUACGAUGAAGACCUAUUCCUGCAGAACGCAGAAUUUCUGAUUCCGGCAGUUGCUCGAAAAAGCGAUGGCAAUGGCCACCGCCUCCGUGCUGCCGUUUGUCACACCUACCAUUGGGCCUCGGACCUGGAACGAUCUGCAAAGAAUCCAGCGGUGACGAUGCACUCAGUACGCAGGAUGACACAUGCCAAAAGGGUCAGAAUGAUGGUUGCGCCGUUUCGCCACGACAUGCUCUUCCCACUUUCGGUGGCCUUCAAGACAUGUCCUUUUCCCCAACAGGACGAUCUGCGAGGGGUUGUUGGUUGGAUCCAAGAUUCUUUCUCGGCUCUCCUUUCUCAAGUGUUGCCGCCCCAACAGCUUUCCAUCUUUAUGGAGGCCAGGCAUGGUCCCCAGAGAUGGGAGGGCCUCCCAGGCGCCUAUCUCGAGAGGUUUACGUUUGUUGUCACUGCAGGCGGCAUGUUUAUCCCACAGCUCAGCCGAGCGGAUAAAAUCGAUCUCCGAAAUCUGGUAUAUUUCGACGCCAUCAAAGUCUCGAACUUGCGGAUCACAAAGGCGGUGCCUUUACUCGCACAGGUCUUUGAUGGGAUAAGCGACCUGGCCACUGCACCGGGUCUUCUACGGCUCAUAUCCACCACGAUGGCGGGACGCUGCGUCAUCGGUUGCGACUAUGUCACCCCCUGCAGACGCUACUCGAUGACGGAGCGUCCCAGUGAGGAAGAAGACAUGGCGGUGCUAGGAAUCGCCUCAUCCCAUACUGUAAAAGGGGAUAGGAUAAUGUCGCUAUUCAAGGCCAAGGAAGGCCGCUGGGAGGCGAGCGAUUAUGCGUUCACCCUCUGCCAGCAGCGCAGCGCGCCGGCUGGUCCGUCUGCCGUCGACCCCUUCAUGCGCGGCACUAGUGACCUGUCCUUCUCGGGCAUGAAGUUGCGCCACCCACCGGAGGAUGGUGGGACCCCUGAUCGGCAACAUCACUGGACCCGCACUUACGUCGUCCGUCGUCGCGGGCUUCCGGGGGGAGAGGGCCAGGGUGCGGCAGGCGAGGGGGACUGGCUGCGAGGUGCCGGCGCCGAGGAUGCCGAUGGCAUGCCGCUCUGUCGCCUCCGCACUCCUCGACUGGAUUUCGUGGGAGAUUGCUUUCUUUCAACAAACCGGUGGGAGCCAGAACUUUUCCGUCCGCCCCGUGAUUAUCCUCUUGGAAUCUUGAACAAGUUGGCGAGGCGCGGGUAUUUUGACGAUGCAGAGUUGCCAUCUGUGACCCCCAGUUCGACUGCUAGCGUUCUGGAGUUUGACCUGGGGUAGCCGCCAGUGGUCACUUGGUAUCGGGAAGGCACGUUAGAGUAUGUAUACCUAUCUAUGCUCCACCGGUGCUCCGCUAGAAUGCUAGCGCUCGCCAACAAGUGGCUACUGAGUGUGUCCGCGGCCG
This is a messenger RNA of Gaeumannomyces tritici R3-111a-1, 3093 nucleotides long. RefSeq lists its product as hypothetical. The transcript has a single exon. NCBI's taxonomy places the organism in Eukaryota, Fungi, Ascomycota, Sordariomycetes, Magnaporthales, Magnaporthaceae. Bases 438 to 2969 code for a protein of 843 amino acids. The record is from RefSeq and is a predicted model, not a curated record.